Molecule: messenger RNA, 2792 nt
Organism: Spirometra erinaceieuropaei
Lineage: Eukaryota; Metazoa; Platyhelminthes; Cestoda; Diphyllobothriidea; Diphyllobothriidae
Source: the annotation of a GenBank genome assembly
AUGGCGCUUUCACAGGCAGAAAUAUUCGAAGACCAAUUUCCCCUAAUCCAGAGCUGUCCUUCACUGAACGAUAUACGACUUGCUCAGGAUAUAAAAGACUUAACAAUAGAAGUACCUUUUCUUAAAGCGAACAUUUGUGUGUGUUAGGUUAAGGGAGGUGAUGUUCUCCACACCCACCGAGUGGUAUUAGCGGCCCGCGUUCCCUCCUUGCGGGCAACUCUUAGUGGUUUUCCCAGGAAUGACGAUUAUGCUAUAAAAUGGCCGACAGUGUCUCUCAGGUAAACCUUCCAUUUGUCGGUUGUUCAAUUCUACCUACUGUUUCUGCACAUUCUAGCCUCGCAACUGCGUUCAUUCAUUAUGUGUAUACCGGCCAGGUUAAGUUGACAGAAAGUAAUGUGAGGGACCUGACUAUACUUGCACGAAUUUUGAAGAUCCCUAACCUCGUGAACUGGGGAACAACUUUCAUGGCUAAUCGGUAAAUAACUUCCGAUUGAUCCUCUCAGACUGCCUGCUUUUAAGAGUCAAUUUAGAAAAUUUGUCAGAAACUUGGAACUUUGCAAAGUCUCUGAAGAUCGAACCACUGAUGGAUACCUGCGUCAGUCUAAUGAAAAAACGCUUUGAGGAUUUCGUGACCACUGAGCACUUUGUUCGUUUACCGGCCGAAACUGUGCUUGGUUUGCUUCGGAGCAAUGAUCUAUCAGUGGAGUCUGAGGACAAGGUUAUUGGGGCCAUCGCACGUUGGGUGGACCAUGCUGACGAUGUCCAUGAUGAGAGACUCAAUGUAUACGCUCCAGCAAUGUUGAAAGAGGUACAGUGGCACCUAACGACGACUCAGUGCCGCAGUCGCCUAAUGGAGACUUAUCCAACAUUUUGGAGAAGCUUCGAAUGCACGUAAGCACAUGCAAUUCAGUCUCAUGCAUUUGCCUAAAAAGUCGUACACUGUUUCAGAUUGUGAAUUGGAUUGGCAAUGCAGACCAUGAACAGUCACCCUGUCCCUUCAAUCUAAGGUCACGUCAGAAGGGAGAGGGUAGUUGUGAAGGACCCAGGCACGUUUCAGGUGUGCAGGACGAAAAAGGAGUUGCUGUCGCACCCUGCUACAGUGUCGUGCGCGACGAAACACCUCGGCCACGUCAGGCGUUCUUUCUCUUUGGAGUGGAGAAAGAUCAAAGGAGGUGGUCUGCCCUCCGUUGUGGUCCCCACCUGCAAGAGGAAGAACGUAUUGCUGAGAUGCAAGAACGCUGGUGGGCCUCCUACAGUGUGGUGAAUGGUGGGUUAUUCGACACCUACACACCUUCUUCAGCACAUAUUUAUUGAAGACAUUACUUGUGUGCAGGAUUAUAGGCCUCUCUCACCACAGUACGAAUAUGCUCCAUAAAGCAGGAAAACAUAGUUAUUUGAGCAUUUUUAGCUUUUGAGAUUGCCCACUACCUUACCUCUGAGAGAAAUGAUCAAAUUUGGGUGUUGGGCAAGUAAACCUUUUUGUCGCAAUCGGCUUUUUAAUAGCGGAGCAGACAAGUUAUCAGAACCUCUUGCCUUGCACCUCAUCCGGGCACUUUCUUUUUUACGUUUUCGUUCUUUCGGAAGAGAGCAUUUUCGUGGUUGGAGGAUGGAAAGACUCAAGACGUGUUGAGGAGCUUCUGGUGAGGGAAGGAUGCUGGCGCGAGCGGGCGCCUCUAAACGUUCCACGCUGGGGUCACGCUGCCGCAGUCCUAAAGGUUGAGGCUGUCGCCUCUGCUGCGGCCUCCGCCACCGCUACCAACGAAGAAAGUGCACUGAUUGGUGUUUUUGGCGGAUGUUUAAAGGAAGGGAACACCUGGACACGUAUUUCCUCUUGCGAAGUCUAUGACGUCAGCCGUGACAGGUAAGAAGACACUCGUCGUGGUAAGCCCCUUUUUACCAAAAGAAGCUGCUCAUCUCACUUGCCACUUCGUCUUCCAAUAGUUGGCACAAACUGCCCAAUCUGCGGGAGAAGAGGUGGAGUCCAGCCGCUGCCACCCUACCCGGCGACAAUCGAGUCUUCGUUUUCGGAGGUUUUGAUGGUUCCUUCUACCAAGCUUCCGUGGAAUUCUGUCAUUUAGCAGCGGACUGGCAAAAGCAGGCGACUUCACCAAGUCAAAAUGAAUUUUGGCUGCCAGCCGCCCCCAUGAGAACCGCCAGGUCAGGGCUCGCAGCGACACCCUUUCGGGGAAGAAUCCUGGUCGCCGGUGGGUAUGAUAGCCAAAAGCCUAUUGACAGUGUGGAGAUGUUCACGCCGCCAGACGCAAGUUGUUGCCUCGGCCAGUGGACAGAAAUAACUGGCAUGAAGGAGCCACGUUGUUAUUUCACUCUUCUAACUUCCUCCGACACGAUCUUUGCUAUCGGCGGUAAUGUCAUCUAAAUUUUUUUUAACAGUAGCGCACAAUAUCCUGCAUUUGGUUCUUAUCAUACUAUCUCACAUUUCCAACCAUAUGCCUAAUUGUUUUAAAACAGAAAGAUUAAAGCACCCGCGUGCGACUCCGUCUGCAAAUGUAACCUGACGGUGCGUUCGACAUUUUUUCACGGCAUCAGAGCUAGAAGUCGGUUGGGCCUUCAUAGCGACUCCUUUCUCUUAUCUCUAUUCUCUGGUGUAAAUUCACUUUAAUUAUUUAUGAUUUGUAGGCAACGACGACGAACCGAAAAAUACGGUGGAGGUUCUUACUACAGUAGAAGGUUCAGCUGACAUUAAUAACUACUUGACAUCUUGGACGUGGUCGUCCGUGAAGCCUUUUGGAACGCUUCACCGGAUUGUUGGAGCUGCUGGGAUUCGCAUGUAA